Messenger RNA from Gossypium raimondii (Peruvian cotton), 960 nucleotides. RefSeq lists its product as uncharacterized. The record is from RefSeq and is a predicted model, not a curated record. Bases 163 to 681 code for a protein of 172 amino acids. The transcript has 4 exons. Lineage: Eukaryota; Viridiplantae; Streptophyta; Magnoliopsida; Malvales; Malvaceae.
UCCCCAUCCUCUGUGAGGUGGAGAUGAAGUGUCAGGAUUCUGGACGACAUAGAUUUUCAACUUCUCACAGUUUUGAGUAUUGACAUUCAAAUUACAACAGGGAAAUUACAGAAUUCUUGAUUUUUUUCAGAAAGAUAAAUAUCUUGCUAAACAUAAUUUAGUAUGGCUUCCUCACCUAUGGUUCAUUACAUGUCUUCUGUAUCACCACACUCUCCAAAAUGUUACCACAAUAACCAAACCCUAGCUCUCCCUCACUCUAAUUUCUUGUCUCCCACAUCCUUUUUAAGGUUAAAGAGGAAAACCCUUUUCUCAAAUAUUCAAUUUAACAAGCCCUUAGCACCAAGACCCUUGGUUUAUGCACUUCAGUCCAACUUCUUCAAAGUUAUUCAGACUGUAUGGAAGGUUGGGAAGGAUGGAGUUGAAGCUGGAACCAAUUUAGUGCCGGACUCUGUCCCAAGACCAAUCGCAAGGAUCUCUGUUUCAGUUGUCGUUCUGUUUGUGACACUUUUUGUACUCAAGUCAUUCCUGUCAACAGCUUUCUUCGCGCUGGCCACAAUGGGACUUGUGUAUUUCGUAUUUAUUGCCUUGAACAAAGAUCAAGGACCAAGAGGAGGCAGUGGCAGUGAAUCCAUGGAGGACCCUGUAGAAGAAGCCAGAAAAAUAAUGGAAAAGUACAAAUGACAAAUGCAAGAUCAUGAUAAUGGUCUAUCAUCCAAAUUUUGUGUUACACUCUUAUAUAAUUUGUAGGCAUGCACUGUAAAGAAAGAAGAAACAUCUUGUGUGGAAUAUCUAUAAUCCAUAAUCUACAACUAAAUAUUUAAAAAAAGAUACAUAAUGUACUGUAGAAGUUAGGCUUUUGAAUGCUGACACGUUAGCAGUUGGUUUAUUUUCUUCAUUUGGGUGAAUGAGAAAGUAAGGGAGAAAAAAUGCCGAAUUACCCCAGUCCCUGUACUUUUUAAA